CAGAGUUAGAGUUACUCAAAAGGGUCCCAUUGCCUCGGUCACUCUCUUCGUCUUCUUAGACACCCCGAUCCAGUUUCAAGCCAACUCCAACCUCCACCAAUCACCACCAUGUACUACCUCUGGCUCUCCCGCUACAAGACCCUUGCUCUUUGGGCUGGUCUCGAGACCCUAUUCAUUGGCCUUGCAGUUCGGUCAUACUACAAGCCAGUACCUGGCAUGAUCAAGCCUCAGCCUGCUUUCGCUCGUGCGCGUCAUCAGCUGGCACACGCAUAAACAAUGUCCUUGUCCAUUCAACCCUCCACUGUACGACAUUCACCCACCCGCGUUUCGGUUUUCGCUGUUGUUUGCAUGUACUUUAUCUUCACUGUUUUGACGAUUAGAGUAGCAGUUUUAUUACCGGUGUAUUUUUAUCCAUUAUAUCCAGGGUAUAUUCAAUCCUAACCAAUUAGAAACACACAUCCGCCUGCCAUCAAUUGCACAGGAACUCGUCCGCGCUGGAUAGAAGGUGCUUCCAGAAACGCUGGACAACCUCGUCGUCGAAUCCGUUGACAUCGUAACCAAGGCUAAGCCAGAGCUUCCCAACGAAAGUGUAGCCAAAUAGUAACAUCCCUCCCUGCCUUUGCCGUGAGCCGGUGGUAAGGGUGUGUAGAGUCACCGGAGAGAAGGACUGAUGUUUGUAGGUUCCAUCAAGGUUUCCGAGCAAGGACAGCCCAAUGAGAGCCUUCGAAGGUGCGGGCGUGUCGUUCUCGAAAAGCUUUGGGUUAGGCAUAGAGAGUUUGCACUCAACACCAUCGUCUUGCAUUCCCCAGAUGCGAGAACGGAGACCCCGUUCUUUAGCCAUGGCUUGGCUUCGAGAGGCUAGCAUCGGGCUUUUGGCUGCCUUUGAAGUUUGAAGCUUGACUGAGCGUGCUCGAUGCCAAAA
Coprinopsis cinerea okayama7#130 is the source of this 922-nucleotide messenger RNA. RefSeq lists its product as hypothetical. The record is from RefSeq and is a predicted model, not a curated record. The coding region runs from base 109 to 273 and encodes 54 amino acids. Lineage: Eukaryota; Fungi; Basidiomycota; Agaricomycetes; Agaricales; Psathyrellaceae. The transcript is spliced from 3 exons.